Phaedon cochleariae (mustard beetle) is the source of this 1044-nucleotide messenger RNA. The record is from the annotation of a GenBank genome assembly. Lineage: Eukaryota; Metazoa; Arthropoda; Insecta; Coleoptera; Chrysomelidae.
AUGGCCGGAGACGACAAGUCGAGUGAAGAUGCCUCUGAUAAAUCCUUCAAAUGUUGCGUUAAACAAAAGGUUAAAAUUGCAGUGUGUGUUACAUGUGGAAAUGUUUUCCACAGAAGUUGUUUAGAGCGUGUAAAAAGUUAUGUGACAAUAGAUGAAACUCGUAUUAUUUGUUGUCAAAGUGAAGAAGCUGGAAAACAACCUGGACUAAUUAACAGUAAGUCUUUGGACCCAAUAUAUGCAAAAAUCAUUAGCGAUGAAAUCAUCACACAUUUGAGAAAUGAAAUAAGUUUACUAAGAACAAUUAUUCAAGAGAAAGAUGAAAAAUAUGCAGUCAUGCUCGAAAAUAAACAUCUAUUGAAUGAAAAAGUUGGUAUCUUAUCAGACAAAAACCAAGUCUUACAAAAACACCAUGAGGAUUGUUCACUGAUACAAAUAGAUAAGGCAAAUCCAGCAAAAAAACGUGGAAUACCAGACAGAAUGACUAAUGAAGAUAAAUCCAAGCAGGAUAAAAAAUGCCAAGAACCAGCAGCAGAUAUGAUUGUAUUUCAAUCCACAUCAUUAGAGAGGGAAAUAAAAUCGGACAUUCAGCAGCCAAUCACAAAAAAUGACGUAUUUUCUGCAGUAACUAGGGCACAAGAUAAAUCAAAACUUGAGAAAUACAUUAAUCUGGAAAAUGAUGCACCAUCAGCAUCAAACUCCAGAAAAGAUGAUUGGACUGAAGUAGUAAGGAGAAAACCCAAAAGAAACUGUAUUAUUGGCAAAAAUGAGGAAUCCCUUAAAGGCGUUCCUAAGAACAUAACUCUUCAUGUUUGCAGAUUGAAUCCCCAAACAACUACUGAAGACUUGACAAAUUUGUUGAUAAGAAAUUUUCCUGAAGUGAAAUGUGAAGCUCUUAAUUCGAGAUUUCCAACACUGUAUUCAUCUUAUAAGGUAACACUAUUUGAAACUAAUUUCAAAAAAGCCAUGAAUCCAGAAGUGUGGCCUUUUGGUGCUUGUAUAAGUCGUUUUUUUGUGAAACGCAGGGGGACCACUACAACAACGUAA